CUCGCCGCCGCCUCUCAGUGCGGAGGGUGACCUUGGCGGAGCUUUGGGUCGUGUCGGUACUGGCGGCCGGGCCGGCACAGUGCGAGCCCGGCCGGCGACGCCAUGGCACCGCGCGACGGCGCGCUGACCAGCCAGUUCGGCAGGUACACGGGCGGCCGGCGCCGCUGGAUCUGGGACAAGUCCGGCGUCGCCUGGUUGGAGGACAAGAGGAAGAUCGAUGGCGCCGCUGGCCUAUGGCGCGUGCACGAUGAGCUGUACGACCUGAGCGAGUUUGCCGAGCGCCACCCGGGCGGCCGCUUCUGGCUGGACAUCACCCGCGGCCAGGACAUCACUGAGCUGUUCGAGGCCAGCCACUGCCUGGCCACCGGCCGGCCCGAGCAGCAGCUGGCCCGCUGCCGCGUCCGCGCCGCCACACAGCCGCGCAACGCGCCCUACACGUUCCAGGCCGAUGGCUUCUACCGGACGCUGAAGCGGCGCGCGGCGCCCGUGCUGCGGCGCGUGGGCACCGGCGCCGGCGCCGCCACCCGGCUGGUGGCCGACGGCGGCCUGCUGCUCUUCCUGGUCACCGGCGUGGCGUCCGCGGUGCUGCACUCGAGACUGGCGGCGGCCGCCUCGGGCGUGGUGCUGGCGCUGCUGCUCGGCGUCGGCCACAACUUCCUGCACCAGCGCGACAACUGGCGCAUGUACCUGCUCGACGUGCCGCUGCUGUCGUCGGCCGAGUUCCGCGUGUCGCACGCCCUCAGCCACCACAUGUUCCCCAACACGGCCAUGGACCUCGAGGUCACCUUGCUGGAGCCGGUCAUAUUCUUUUUGACGCACGCCAAGCGUCGCCGCGGGCUGGCGGACGCCGUCGUGUACCACUUAACUCUGCUGAUCAGCUUCUUCAUCGAGGGUAUGAAGCGCGCGCUGCGCUGGAUCCGCGGCGAGCAGCGGCCGCGGCCCGAGAACGCGCUGCCGCUGCUGCAUGUGCUGCUGCUGGCCGGCUGCGCGGGCCUGUGGGGCCGCGCGCACGGACGGCCCGCCGACGCGCUCCUGGACGCGCUCGGCCUGUGGACGCUGACAGUGGCCACCUGCGGCUACGUGUUCGCGACGCUGGGCCUGGCGGCGGCGCACCACCACCCGCGCCUCUACCACGACGGCGACGAGCCGGUGGCCGAGCGCGACUGGGGCCUGCGCCAGCUGGACGCCGUCGGCGACCGGGCGGCCGUGCGCGGCAGUCCGCUGCUGGUGCUCACCACGUUCGGCGAUCACGGGCUGCACCACCUCUUCCCGACGGUCGACCACGGCCAGCUGGUGCACCUGCGCGGUGUGUUCGACGCCACCUGCGCCGAGUUCGGCGUCCGAUACCGCCACUUCUCGGCCUGGGAGCUGCUGCGCGGCCAGCACCAGCAGAUGGGCCGCACCCGGCCGCGGCCGUCCGACCUCAUGGCCGCACCGACUCCAGACGACAGCGGAUCAGCGCGGCAGGAGACCGGGGAGCGCGCCCCACACCGGCCGCCGGCCACUGUGGCCACUCUGCAGGCCAACUCCAACCAGUCCAGCUGCAUUUCCCAGUCUUGAUACCUGGAUCCCUCGCUGGAAGCAGGGAAAGUGAACACAUCGGCAGCAGCAGCAUGUCAGGAUUGGAACUUGACCGAGAAGGGCCCCGGUCCAUAGUCCGAGCCUUGGGUGGUAUCCCAAACAAUUGUUUUUAGUCUAUAAACAAAGUUUUUCUUCCCAUUUUUAUAGGUUAACAAUGUGGGUUUUGCCGCAAAUGUAGCUGAGUUUUCUCCGGCAUUGCUCCUAUAUUCGAGAGCGUGCUCUCUGAGUUAUCUCCACUGAGCGGCAGCCAACAGUAGCCAGCGCCGGGGGCACGGUCCUGUCGUCUCUCUGAGAUAUAUCUGCUGAGUGACAGUCAGCGCGCGGGGCAUGGACCCAUUUAUGGGAGCGGGGGCAUGGACCCAUUUAUGGCAUCGUUAACCAAUGUGGUGUUUACUGUGAAAUGAUUUAAGAUGACGUAUGUAAAUAAAAGGCCGCUCAACAAUUGGUCAGUCCUGCGGAGUUUUGUUGACGGGAGUAUUUCAGUUAAAUGCCUGCAACAUCAAGUAACGUGGAUACUGGGUUCAGGUGUUCCGUACGUUCGGUUAUAAUAUACUUAUAAUACAUGGACGAGGG
This is a messenger RNA of Amphibalanus amphitrite, 2154 nucleotides long. RefSeq names its product cytochrome b5-related protein-like. Gene Ontology annotation, cellular component: mitochondrion. The record is from RefSeq and is a predicted model, not a curated record. The transcript has 2 exons. Gene Ontology annotation, biological process: lipid metabolic process. The coding region runs from base 103 to 1560 and encodes 485 amino acids. Lineage: Eukaryota; Metazoa; Arthropoda; Thecostraca; Balanomorpha; Balanidae.